This is a messenger RNA of Prionailurus viverrinus (fishing cat), 2431 nucleotides long. It is a transcript of the gene CF2H8orf34, whose product is annotated as chromosome F2 C8orf34 homolog. Lineage: Eukaryota; Metazoa; Chordata; Mammalia; Carnivora; Felidae. The record is from RefSeq and is a predicted model, not a curated record.
CCAGGAGGAGAACGCGAUGAAUGAGUUCUCCCCUCGCCUCGGAGUUGACUGAGUUGGCGGCGCCGCGCCCGGGCUUCCGGCUCUCGGCGCCCCACGCGCUCGCGGCUCCCGGGGCUGCAGCCCACGCCCGCGGCCGGGGCUGUGCCCGCCACGCCGGGGAGCCGAGGCUCUGGAGCUCCUGUCCCGGCUCCAGUCCGGGGGAAAAAGGAAGGUUGUCCCCUGGCCCAGGCGCACGGCCGCGCGCUCUCCCGCACUCUCCGCGGCCCCUUCUGCUCUCCAUGGCGUCUCAUCAACAAUCCCGGAUCCAGGCUUACCUGGAGAAGAACAAGAUCGGUCCCCUGUUUGAGGAAUUAAUGACCAAAUUAAUAACUGAGACACCUGACCAGCCAAUCCCAUUUCUCAUUGACCAUCUUCAGUCUAAACAAGGAAACCGCGGACAGCUUCAAAGAACUUUAUCUGGAUCUGCAGCUCUCUGGGCAGAAAGUGAAAUAGCAGAACAUAAAGGAACAAGAAGGGAUUUCAGAAGCUAUGAUAAGCCUUGGCAAUUAAAUGCAAAGAAGCCUAAAAAGUCAAAAAGUGACCUCGCUGUGUCUAAUAUUUCCCCACCGUCGGCAGAAUCCAAAUCAUUGCCAAGGUCAGUAGAUCAUCCUAAGUGGAACUGGCGAAUUAAACCAGAAAGUCGUGAUUUUGAUGAAUUGAACCACAUCCUUCAAGAGAGCAAGAAGCUGGGAAAAGCCCUUGAGAAUCUUUCUCGAAGUAUUGCAAUUUCAGAUGAACUCGAUAAGGAAACAGUGGCAUUUAAUUCUUCUCUUCUGAGACCCCGUGUGAUUGGAGAAUGGAUUGGUCGAGAAGAGAAUGAUGCUGACCCACUAGCAGCUGAAAUGCUACAGCCCCCAGUUCCAAGAAGUAAAAAUGAACAAUGGGAAAAUGAAGACACUAGCUCCAGCCCUGCAGGAAGCUUAAAGGUGGAGCCCAAGACUAAAGGAUUAAAACAGCAGCAACAGCAACAUAAGAAACUUCUGGCAGCAAUGCUCUCUCAAGAUUCUUUUGAGUCUCUCCAUAGCCCUACCCCAUCUGUAACAGAAGAAGAUAUUGAUAAUGAAGAUGAUGCAAUGGAAUUGCUGGAGGAUCUCGAUGAUUUAAGAAUGGAGGGAGUAACUACCCUUGUACCUUCUGGGAGCAAAUUUAACCAAGGUCGUGCUACUCACCCUGCCGAACCUCAGGCGAAGGUCACGUUGAACAUCUGUUCAAGGUGUGCCAGGCUUCAAGGAGAUAACCUGGCAGAAAGGACAGAAGAGACGUCACAAGUACUUCUUUCUCCAGAUGAAAUAGUCCCAGAUUCUUUGGAUUCUUUACCAGGGACUGAAGAAGCACUAAUGGAAGAGGGGGAAGAAUUUGAGAAAGCGUCUAAAUUGACAGGACCUGGAGAAGCCUCCAGUGGAGGACAGUCACUGAAAAACUACCUGGAAGAAGACGAAUCUUUAAAGCAAUUGCAAGUAGUUCAUCAGCCGUGGAUCUUGCCAAGUGACACAGAAAGUGAAGGAGUAGAAGCAGAACAAGAUAAACGUUCUGCUGAUCUUCUCCUUUGUGUCCCAUGCUCCUCUUGUCCUACACUGGUCUACUCUGGUCUGUGAAGCAGGCAGAAGUUCCAGGUGGUCCUUAAAGAAAUUGCAAUUAUUCAAAUCCUUAUGUAUAGUUCUAAUUUUAUUUACUAUGUGUAAUCACUUAGAGAAUGGUUAUUUUUAUAAUAUCAAUAAUAAACAAGUACUCUUGUAACCAGGGGGUGCCUAAAGGUGUAAUCAGAGAACACUAACCCUGGCAAAGGAUUCUGGGGUGGUCAGGAUGUCUGCUGCCUUUUGACAUGGUUAGUGUCCUGGGUUUAGAUUACUUUAUACCCAGUUAUUAAGAUUACUAUUUGAUACAUUAAAUAUUGCCUGAUUCAAAUAACUUUGCUUAAAAUUUUUCUGUAUUUUAACUUGUGUAGGGUUUUCUACUUCUUAUAUUUUUAUAAUAUUUUCUCAUUUUUUAGAUUAAUAAACAUUAUACUUAUCCACAUGUGCCAAGAUGUGCCAUUUAGGUCUCUCUGGGAGUUAGCUGUUUGGUAUCAUCACCUGCCAUGUGUGUUUUGUGCAGCAGCAAGAAGCAUAUCCUCUACCACUGCUCCUUCCUAUGAUUAUCUUCCCUGUUCCUAUCAAACAAAUAACUGAUAUGUUAAUUUAAUAAAGCAGAUCAAUAAGGAAUGAAAUGCAUGCCCCAGAUCAUAUGCAAUGAAAAUUGUUGGACCAUUUAUCCAAUUAUUGAACCCAAUUAAGGUUAUCCAUUUUGCAUUUGAUGUAUGCUCGCUUCUGGAAUAUAUUCUGCACUGAAGCUAAGUGAAUGGAUCUAAGUAAAUCUAUUGAGUAUCUCUAUUGUCUGUUUUAUCUUAUUUGUC